Molecule: messenger RNA, 1565 nt
Organism: Trichoderma virens Gv29-8
Lineage: Eukaryota; Fungi; Ascomycota; Sordariomycetes; Hypocreales; Hypocreaceae
Product: glycoside hydrolase family 5 protein
Exons: 1
Molecular function (GO): hydrolase activity, hydrolyzing O-glycosyl compounds
Source: RefSeq, a predicted model, not a curated record
CAAUGGCGAUGCUUCUGCUGUUGAUUCCGGUUGUCUUCUACCUGACCGUUCUGUGGAUCCGGGAGCAGGAUCUCAAUGCCAAGUGGCGGCCCGAUCGAGAGUCGCUUCUGUUCAGCCGGAAGCCCCUGCCCGCCCCCCUGGAGAGGACAUGGAUCUCGAGCUACAAACUGCCAUUGAGGACGCAGGGACGGAACAUUGUUGAUGCAAACGGUCAUCGGUUCAAGCUUUCGUCCAUCAAUUGGUACGGGGCCAGCGAUGAGCUCUUCGUCCCGGGCGGAUUGGAUAUCCAGCACCGAAGCGUCAUUGCCGAGACGAUCAAGAAAAUGGGCUUCAACAGCGUGAGGCUCCCCUAUUCGGACGAGCUUGUCAUGAAUAAUCCGGUGCUUGAGCCACGGCUGGUGCUUGCGAACCCGGAUCUCGAGGGUCUCCGUGCCAUGGACGUGUUUGAAGCUGUGACAACGGCCCUGACAGAUGCUGGAAUUGCCGUCAUCAUCAACAACCACAUCACCAGCGCGACAUGGUGCUGUGGAGCAGACCCUUGCGAUGCUGGCUGGGCCAACGAUCACUUGGGGCCGCUGUGCCGCGUCAAGCAGACAGAGGAGGAAUGGAUUCAGCAUUGGGAGUCGGUCAUGGACCGAUUCGUGCACAAUCCGCUGGUCAUUGGAGCUGAUCUCCGCAACGAGGUCCGUGGCCUCUGGGGAACCAUGCCCUGGUCCAAGUGGGCAGCCGCCGCAGAGAAAUGCGGCAACCGCCUGCUCAAGAUGAAAUCUGACUGGCUCAUCAUUGUCGAGGGCACCGAGUCGGCCAACGAUGUUUCGGGUGCUCUCGACCGGCCGGUCCGACUGGAUGUUGAGAACCGGCUCGUAUACUCUGCUCAUGGCUAUAAAUGGUCUGGCUGGGGAAGCUGGCAGGGCCGAUUUGCCCAGCGGAGCUACAAGUCGUUUGUCAAGACGAUGCGCCACAACUGGGCAUAUCUGCUUGAUUUGGAUAUUGCGCCAGUCUGGUUUGGAGAGCUGGGAGCGCCAAACGACCCGACUGUCGGCGAUGCGCGCUACUGGAGACAUCUGCUCAAAUAUCUCAAGUCGAUUGAUGGAGAUUUUGGAUACUGGGCUUUGAACCCGCGCAAGCCCAAGAACAGCGAGAAGGAAUCUUAUUCACUGGUGCACGACGACUGGAUUACUCCAGUGCUUGAUUAUCGCAUGAAGGAUUUGCAGGAGCUGAUGAGACAAUGAACCGGAACUGGGAUUUUGCUUUCUUUUUUUCAUAGGCCUGCAGAGGGUAUUUCUUUUGCUUUGUUUUCUGCUUGGGCUAUCGUUUGUUGACGGAUUUUUCAUGCAUUGGUGUUAUUUGGUUACAUACCCAGUUUGAUGAGCACAUUUUGAGGCGUUUGGAUGGGCAUGAGUUGCCCGGCAUUUGACAAAGGUAUUGGAAUUGUUUUCAUGGCGACAUGCAUCACCACGCAUUGCCCUACGAUCCUGUACGCUGCUAUAUUAGAGAAUGAAUGGAAGUGAAUGAGGGACCUACCUAGUAUUGUUGUUGUAUUUCAUUCACAUGAUUGUGUCUCC